AUGUCAAAAAUUUCACAUGAUAAAUUUCAAAAAAAUUCUAUUAUUGUUUUUCAGGAAGUUAAAUUAUACAAGACUGCAAGAGAACGAGAUAGAUAUGAUAGUUUAGCAGAAUUAUUUGCGUUAGUAAACACUUUGCAAUGUUUAGAAAAAGCUUACAUCAAAGAUUCUGUGACACCUUCAGAAUACACAGCGGCAUGUUCUAAGCUGUUAGUGCAAAUUAAAGCCGCCUUCAAACAGGUCCAAGAUGAUGAACAUCCAACAAUCGAAGAGUUUACUAGAAAAAGAAAAAUGAAUUGUGCCGCAGCUCUCGAAAGAAUUAAAGAAGAUCGCCCAAUAACAAUAAAAGAUGAUAAAGGCAACACUAGCCGAUGCAUUGCUGAUAUUGUAUCAUUGUUCAUCACGAUCAUGGAUAAAUUGAGGCUUGAGAUUAAAUGCAUGGACGAGUUGCAGCCAGAUUUGAAAGAAUUGUAUGACACAAUGAAUAGAUUAAGUCUCCUUGAUUCUAACUACAUUGGGAAAUCAAAAGUUUCAGAAUGGCUGUCUGUAUUGUCAGUCAUGCAAGCAUCCGAUCAGUUAUCUGAACCACAAGUCAGGCAGCUUUUGUUUGAUCUGGACAGUUCUUAUCAAGCCUUCAAUCACGUAUUGCACAAUGUUUAG
This is a messenger RNA of Helobdella robusta, 657 nucleotides long. RefSeq lists its product as hypothetical. NCBI's taxonomy places the organism in Eukaryota, Metazoa, Annelida, Clitellata, Rhynchobdellida, Glossiphoniidae. The coding region runs from base 1 to 657 and encodes 218 amino acids. Gene Ontology annotation, molecular function: protein-containing complex binding. Gene Ontology annotation, cellular component: ESCRT I complex. Gene Ontology annotation, biological process: protein transport to vacuole involved in ubiquitin-dependent protein catabolic process via the multivesicular body sorting pathway. The record is from RefSeq and is a predicted model, not a curated record. The transcript has 7 exons.